GUUCGGUAAGUUGAGGUAUAAUUUGUUUUGUAUAUUGUUGCGAAGAAACUGAGGCAGUCAUGUGCCGGGCAGCAAACAGGAAAUCAUGAUAUCUAUCGAUUUGAGAGCUCAUCGAUCUCCUAUUUUAAACAGCUCGAUCGAGAUCAAAGAGAGAGCUGAAAGAAAGAUAAAGAUCAGAUCGAGAAUUAAUCCAUGGUUUCUAGGGAGCACAAGCUGAGAGAAGCAAUGCAUGAGAAGCUGCAACUACUCCGUUCCAUUACUAACUCUCAUGCUCUUAACGAUUCCACAAUCGUUUUAGAUGCAUCAAAGUACAUUGAAGAGCUAAAACAGAAAGUGGAAAUACUGAAUCAAGAUUUAGAGGCUGCACAAGCCUCAAGUGAUCAAAACCCACUGCCUGUGGCUACGGUGGAAACCCUAGAGAAGGGCUUCCUAGUAAAUGUAUCAUCGGAUCAUAAACGUUGCCCAGGCCUGCUUGUCUCAAUAUUGGAAGCUUUUGAAGAACUGGGUCUUAAUGUUCAGCAAGCUAGGGUUUCUUGUGCAGAUAAUUUCCUGUUACAAGCAGUUGGAGAACAGUAAUUUACAAGGACGUGGACAUUUUUUUCAGAAUGAAGAACAAGCCGAAAGCAAUGAUGUUCAAGUGGUGAAAGAAGCAAUGGUGCAGGCUAUUAAGAACUGGAGUACUGGAAGUACUGAACUAGAAUAGCCCAAACAUCUAGUACUGCUGUUACAUAAAUAUAUUAUAUAUUCUAAUUUGCUUUUACUAAUUAUUUCUCCCGUUUGAAUUAUUUUCGUUGGUGGGCAGUGUUGUUAAUUAAUCAAGAACCAAGCUUGUAAAAUUGUAUUAGGAAUUGGUUGAAGUUUGAAGAUCAAGAACAAGCACCAAUUAAUUAGUAA
Molecule: messenger RNA, 894 nt
Organism: Juglans microcarpa x Juglans regia
Lineage: Eukaryota; Viridiplantae; Streptophyta; Magnoliopsida; Fagales; Juglandaceae
Product: transcription factor bHLH61-like
Exons: 5
Coding region: 193-576 (127 amino acids)
Biological process (GO): regulation of DNA-templated transcription
Cellular component (GO): nucleus
Molecular function (GO): sequence-specific DNA binding; DNA-binding transcription factor activity; protein dimerization activity
Source: RefSeq, a predicted model, not a curated record